Messenger RNA from Cercocebus atys (sooty mangabey), 1790 nucleotides. RefSeq names its product tetratricopeptide repeat domain 29 (gene TTC29). The record is from RefSeq and is a predicted model, not a curated record. Bases 232 to 1659 code for a protein of 475 amino acids. Lineage: Eukaryota; Metazoa; Chordata; Mammalia; Primates; Cercopithecidae. Gene Ontology annotation, molecular function: protein binding. The transcript has 13 exons.
GCCUCUCUGUUUCCCUGGAGAUGCUUUCGGCGUCCCCUCUCUCCGCGCCGGCGCAGCCAGGCCUCGGAAUCACUUACAGAGGAGGGGGCGGCGCCGACGCCCAGCACCUGCCGCCGGUGGGGGACUCACUUCAGUGGAAGGGAAAACUGGAGUUGUUUCCCUGGGCGAGUGCACCGAGGCUGAAGUCUAUAAGCCUGGAGAGACCAUCAGCAGUAAUCUGCAAAUUCCGAAAUGACCACCCUGCCCCCACUGCCCAUGACACGCCCGAAGCUUACAGCCUUAGCCAGACAGAAGCUGCCUUGCUCCUCCAGAAAAAUUCCAAGGUCUCAAUUGAUCAAAGAAAAAGAUGACAUAGAUCAUUAUCUACAGGUGAAUUUCAAAGGAUUGUCAAAAGAGGAGGUUGCUGCUUAUAGGAACUCCUACAAGAAGAACAUCUGUGUGGACAUGCUGCGAGAUGGUUAUCAUAAGUCCUUCACUGAGCUCUUCGCUCUGAUGGAGCAGUGGGAUGCCCUGAGGGAGGCUGCGAGAGUCAGGUCCCUCUUCUGGCUGCAGAAGCCCCUGGAGGAGCAGCCUGAUAAACUGGAUUACUUCUACCAUUACCUGACCAGGGCUGAGGACGCUGAGAGAAAAAAAUCCUUCGAAGAUGUAUAUAACAACUUGUAUGCUCUGGCCUGUUACUUCAAUAACCCUGAAGACAAGUGGGUAAGGAACCACUUCUAUGAACGAUGUUUUAAGAUUGCUCAGCUGAUCAAAAUUGACGGUGGGAAGAAAGAAGCCGAGGCACACAUGCAUAUGGGUCUUCUCUACGAGGAAGAUGGUCAGCUUCUGGAAGCUGCUGAGCAUUAUGAAGCAUUCCAUCAAUUGACGCAGGGGCGGAUAUGGAAGGAUGAGACAGGCCGCUCUCUCAACUUGUUGGCCUGUGAGAGUCUCCUGAGGACUUACAGAUUACUCUCAGACAAAAUGCUGCAAAAUAAAGAAUACAAACAGGCCAUCAAAAUUCUAAUAAAAGCUUCUGAAAUAGCCAAAGAAGGAAGUGACAAAAAGAUGGAAGGGGAAGCCUCUUACUACUUGGGCUUAGCACACUUAGCUGCUGAGGAAUAUGAAACUGCAUUAACAGUCCUUGACACUUACUGUAAAAUCUCCACAGAACUGGAUGAUGAUCUCAGCCUGGGGAGAGCCUAUGAAGCCAUAGCCAAGGUCCUGCAGAGCCAAGGAAAUACGACAGAAGCAAUUAAAUACUUGAAAAAAUUUGUGAAAAUUGCAAGAAACAAUUUUCAAAGCCUAGAUUUUGUGAGAGCAAGUACAAUGCUUGGGGACAUCUACAAUGAAAAAGGACACUACAACAAAGCUUCUCAACGCUUUCAGCAAGCUUUUGACACAACAGUAGAGCUAAUGAGCAUGCCUCUGAUGGAUGAGACAAAAGUUCACUAUGGAAUAGCAAAAGCUCAUCAGAUGAUGCUUACAGUGAACAACUAUAUAGAGUCUGCAGAUCUCACCAGCCUCAACUACCUGCUGUCAUGGAAGGAGAGCAGAGGUGACAUUGAACCUGAUCCAGUUACUGAAGAGUUUCGAGGAUCCACGGUGGAAACUGUAUCUCAAAACUCAGAACAUUUGGAAGAACUCAGUAGAUUUCCAGGUGAUCAAAAAAAUGAAACUUAAAGCAGCUUUUCACUUAACAUCAAAGCGAGAAGGAAUCCAUCAUGUCACCUUAGACUUCAAUACUUGUAAUAGAAACAUGUUACAGACAAUAUAAAGUUAUAAAAAAACUGACUGUGACUCUUUUCAUUGGA